Molecule: messenger RNA, 1368 nt
Organism: Aspergillus puulaauensis
Lineage: Eukaryota; Fungi; Ascomycota; Eurotiomycetes; Eurotiales; Aspergillaceae
Product: DUF2855 family protein
Exons: 3
Coding region: 1-1368 (455 amino acids)
Source: RefSeq, a predicted model, not a curated record
AUGCCAUUACAUCUUGAAGCCUUAAAUUCCACUAUCGCCCAGUUCUUGAUGGAGGUCCAUGUUGUAUCCAAAGCAGACAAUCAGAAGCAUGCAGUUGCAGCGCUAGAUACCCUCCAUGACGAGAGCCACAGUCUUGCCUCAUCUAGUGUUCGCGUCUGGCCACUGCUGAUUGCUCUCACCUCGAAUAACCUCAGUUAUGCCCGUGGCGGCGAUCUCCUGCAUUGGUGGGAUACGUACCCCGUCCCUGCAGCGCUCUCCGCGCCAUACAACGACCAGAAAUCCUGGGGCAUCGUCCCUGCAUGGGGCUUUGGAGUUGUAACAGAAUCAUCAACGGACAUUUCCCGGGGAACUCUCUUAUGGGGAUUCUGGCCGACCGCAAACAUCCCCGUCUCGCUGCAACUCCAGCCCUCCAAGCCGAAGGGCUACUGGGCCGAGACCAGCGAGUCCCGUCAGCGUCUCAUGACCAUUUAUAACAUUUACUCGGAGGAAGGCCGGAUUGACCUUCCCGAAACUAUGCCGACGACUAGCAUCGCGUCACUCCUCGGUGAAGACACCCUCAAUCGCCUGGCGUGGACCACCCUCUUCCGUCCAAUUUGGCAGACGGGAUACCUCCUCAGCCGCCACACCUUCACAUCGAGCCCGGCAUCUCUCUUGCCAGUUCAUCCGCUGGGUAUAGAUCGCCCCUGGACAGCGACGGACGCGGACAUCUCUGCUGCCGUGGUGAUCAGUCUCUCCGCGUCGAGCAAGACAGCCCGGUCAUUUGCAUACCACAUGUUCCGUCGGUCUUCAGCAGAGGAGCGACCCUUGGGUUUUCUGCAGGUCUCGCAGACGCCGGAACUGUUGGAGGCAGUGCCAGAGAAGCUAGUUACCGAUGUCCCUGCCAAGGCCGUGAAGUACGAGCAGGUGGGCGAGGCGAUGGAAUGGAUUGGCGGAUUGAAGCCGGCGAGGAUUGUGCUUGUAGAUUUUGGCGCACGCGCCGGGACGCUCGUGCGGUUUGUCGACGCGAUUGAAGGACAUUCGAAUUUUGGAGGUGCCAAGACGACUAUUGUAAAUGUUGGUUCGGAACAGAAGGUCUACUCCACCGAUGAUAUCAAAGAAAACCGCGCCUCUAUGCAAACGAUGGGUAAGAUCCAGUUUAACACCUCCGCAGUUCGUGAUACAGCCAUCAGGCAGACCAGUGCGGACGAUUAUUACGCCCAUGUCCAGCCUGUGUGGGACGACUGGCUGCGAGUUAGCCACGAUAUCAUGCCUGAUAUUCGGGUUACGUUAGGAUGGGGAGUCUCCGGCGAAGAGGGCAUUGAGAGAGGAUGGAGCCGGCUGUGUCAGGGAUCAGUGGACACUCAGGAAGGAUUGGUGUAUACCAUGUAG